GAAAGGGCAAAUUCUCUAUAGAUCAUAAAAGAACCUUUUAUUUUUAUUUUUAUUUUUGGUUUUAAAAUAAUUAUUAACAACAGAGAGCACAAUAACAUGCAUUUCACUUGCAAUUCCCUGUUAGGAUUCUCCAAUGAAUCUGUUAAAAACCAAGUAGCUGUAAUAGCUAAUUAAGCCAACCUUUUUUGGACAGCUACUAAUGUUUAAUUAAGUACCUUCUAAUUCUAUGUAAUGAUAAUCACAAUGUGGAGAUUACUUCAAUGCUUGUACCUCUCCAUGCAAACCUCCAAAGCAUUUCAUCUCUACAUUGGUAUAAUAAUAAUGAUAAUAAUAAAAAUAAAAAAAUAAAGACUAAGCCAUUAUAUCUCUAUGUUUCCAAGAAACAAGUUCUUGAUAUCUUUCUUGUCCAAGCUAUGAAUUAUACAUUUCAAGAAAACUUUUCUCUUCCGUCGGGGUUAAGACCAGAUGAAUCUUCUCCAGAAUGGAACAGCAAAGCAGACAAUGCAUGGCAACUCACAGCAACGACAAUGGUCUGCUUACAAAGUGUUCCUGGCCUUGUGAUUCUUUAUGGAAGCAUGGUGAAGAAGAAAUGGGCCGUCAACUCUGCAUUUAUGGCUUUCUAUGCAUUUGCAGCUGUCCUUGUUUGUUGGGUCUUAUGGGGUCAUCACAUGUCUUUUGGUACCAAGAUUAGUCCACUUGUAGGGAAGCCUAAUGUUGCACUUCCUCAACAUUUUGUACUGUCUCGAUCUAAGUUGGGUCAUGUCCCUAUGGCUGAUUAUGUGCUUUAUCAGUUUGCUUUUGCUGCCAUUACUGUUAUUUUGCUAGCUGGAUCUUUACUUGGGAGGAUGAACAUCUAUGCUUGGAUGCUUUUUGUUCCUUUAUGGCUUACCUUUAGUUACACUGUUGGGGCUUUCAGUAUUUGGGGUGGAGGAUUUCUUGAAAAGCACAUUAUUGAUUAUGCAGGAGGCUAUGUGAUUCAUCUGUCUUCUGGUGUGGCUGGUUUCACUGCUGCUUAUUGGGUAGGACCCAGGCAUUCACAUGAUAGGCAGCACUUCCCACCCAAUAACAUAAUUCACAUGUUAGGGGGUGCAGGAUUUCUAUGGCUAGGGUGGACAGGGUUCAAUGGUGGGUCUCCAUUUGCUGCUGGGCUGGUGGCAUCACUGGCUGUUGUCAAUACUCACCUCUGCACUGCCACCAGCCUCUUGGUCUGGGUUUCCUUUGACAUGAUUGUUUACAAGAAAAGCUCUGUCAUUGGUGCUGUCCAAGGGAUGAUCACUGGCCUAGUCUGCAUCACUCCUGGCGCAGGAAUAGUAGAGCCAUGGGCAGCAUUCUUGAUGGGAGGAAUGUCUGGUUCAGUGACGUGGUACACCAUGAUGGUAUUGCACAGGAGAUCUGCAUUCUUCCAAAGUGUGGAUGAUACAUUGGCAGUCUUUCACACGCAUGCUGUGGCUGGCCUUCUUGGAGGGAUUCUGUCCGGCCUCUUUGCUAAGCCCUCCCUUCUGAUGAUGAUGUAUCCACAGAGCACCUAUGGCACAGGGUUGUUCUAUAGCUUGACAAAUGGAAGACACCAAGAUGGCCUUAAACAAAUGGUCUCCCAAAUCGAAGGAGCAGCUUUUGUUACUGCUUGGAAUGUGGUUCUAACGAGCUUGAUAUGUAUCCUUAUAAGUCGCAUUGUUGAUCUUAGGCUUCCACAAGAUCACCUGGAAAUAGGUGAUGAUGCUGUGCAUGGUGAAGAAGCUUAUGCACUAUGGGGUGAUGGAGAAAGAAUGCCGAAUCUGUAUCGACGACUGCAUCCGAAGCUUCCUUCCUGGUGCGGAGCUUGACAUCGACCCUGAACUCGAAUCUGUAAUGGGUAUCUAAUAAGUUCCAGCUGAUGCUCUUAACAAUGUGGUAAUAGUCGUUACUGCAGUAUAUUGAUGC
This is a messenger RNA of Ricinus communis (castor bean), 1920 nucleotides long. Its product is annotated as ammonium transporter 2 member 3. The record is from RefSeq and is a predicted model, not a curated record. The transcript is spliced from 3 exons. Gene Ontology annotation, biological process: ammonium transmembrane transport. Gene Ontology annotation, cellular component: plasma membrane. Gene Ontology annotation, molecular function: ammonium channel activity. Bases 261 to 1823 code for a protein of 520 amino acids. NCBI's taxonomy places the organism in Eukaryota, Viridiplantae, Streptophyta, Magnoliopsida, Malpighiales, Euphorbiaceae.